This is a messenger RNA of Trypanosoma grayi, 885 nucleotides long. RefSeq lists its product as hypothetical. Bases 1 to 885 code for a protein of 294 amino acids. The transcript has a single exon. NCBI's taxonomy places the organism in Eukaryota, Euglenozoa, Kinetoplastea, Trypanosomatida, Trypanosomatidae. The record is from RefSeq and is a predicted model, not a curated record.
AUGCAGAACGUGCACGCGACUCCCUCCGCUGCGUCGACGCCGCACAACGAUGCGUGCAGAAAGAGCAACACGAAGGGCAUCACAUACCCCAACGAGCAGCGAGCCGCGCGGCAGCUGAAACUCGCCUUCCCCGACGCGGACGCCGAAGUAGUGCAGGAGCUCGCGUUCCUCGUCGCGGCACGGCGCCACACCAUUCAGAACGCCGUCACUAUUCUGACAAACAUGGAGCUGGCGAACAACGGCGGUGUGGCAGGCAACAUCAACAGCACCGCGAACAACAAUAGCAAGAACAAUAUCAACAAUGAGAACAACAACGCCCGCAGCAAUAAUAUUGCCCACAGCGGCACUGACAACGCCCACCAUCACAACAACGGCAAGGUGCCUUCCACGGCGGCUGCUGGAGUGCCACCAGCUCAGCGUGCCUCGCCACCAAAUGCCGUAAAGACCCAUGUUGAGCAUCGUGCUGGCGGCGACAACGCACAUCCACCCAGCACAUCGGCAAAGCACCCGCAGCCGACACCGCACCAGCGCACUGCCGUCAGGCGCAACAGCGACAUGGCGAAGACUGGAGCAAAGGCGACACUGUUCACAACCACCAUGACGGGUGACCGCCGAGUCCGUGAUCACUGCCGGCAAAUCGAGACGCUCUUGUAUCUGAAGCGCAUCCAAUACGAGACGGUUAAUGUGGCGGACGAUGCCUUAAAACAGCGAAGCCUGCGCGAAAUGUAUGCGGCGUCGUCAGGCCGCACAGGGGCGCCACCGACACCGGCGCUCUUUGUGGGUGACCACUUCCUUGGCAACUACGAAAUGCUGCAGGAGAUGGAGGAUGAUGGGGUGCUGAUGGAGAAGAUGCGACAGCUGGGCUACUCUGGGGCCCCGCAGUAG